Molecule: messenger RNA, 1284 nt
Organism: Podospora pseudocomata
Lineage: Eukaryota; Fungi; Ascomycota; Sordariomycetes; Sordariales; Podosporaceae
Exons: 1
Coding region: 1-1284 (427 amino acids)
Molecular function (GO): (S)-2-hydroxyglutarate dehydrogenase activity
Source: RefSeq, a predicted model, not a curated record
AUGCCUGUGCGCAACGCCCCUUUGCGCCCCCUUAUCAAAGCCUUAUCGCUAUCUUCAGCUUCACCAACACUGUUGACAUCACCACCAACGACGUCAUAUGCUUUCAGGAGGCUAUUUUCCAACACAGCCCGGCGCAAUGCAGAUUUUACCCACGCCGUAAUUGGCGGCGGUGUAGUUGGUUUAGCGAUUGCGCAAUCUUUGGCCAGGAAACAUCCUUCCUCAUCAACGCUCCUCCUCGAGCGCCACGAUGCCAUCGGAACAGAAACCUCGUCCCGCAACAGCGAGGUGAUCCACGCAGGCAUAUACUACGGUGCUGACUCCCUCAAAACUUCCCUCUGCCUCAGAGGCAAGGAACUGCUCUACUCCCUCUGUGCGAAGCAUGACAUCCCCCACCGCCGCACGGGGAAAUGGAUCGUAGCCCAAAACGACCUCCAACUCGCGGCCCUCGAGCAAAUCCACAACUUUUGCCAGAAUGAACUCCACGUCCCUAUUGAGUGGGUCUCUUUAGAAACCGCCAGAAAAAGGGAACCAGCCGUCAGGGCAGAGAAAGCCAUUUUGGAGUCGCCGACAACGGGAAUCAUCGACUCCCACGCGCUGAUGCUCACCCUGUUGGGACUGUUUGAAGAAGCGGGCGGUACUCUCGCGUUAUCCUCCGAUGUGAAAGGUAUUACCCCGCUAGGGAACAAGGGCUCCUCAGGCUGGGAACUCGUCGUCUCUGAUCCCAGCGGUGAAACCUCCGCCAUUACAACGGAAACUCUCAUCAACGCUGCUGGAUUGGGCGCGGUUGAGAUCAACAAUCUCAUCGUUCCGGAGGAUCAACACAAGAAACUGUACUAUGCGAAGGGGAAUUACUUUUCUUACCCUGCCCCCCAGCCCAAGGUUAACACGUUGAUCUACCCCGCCCCUGAGCCUGGCCAUGGAGGGCUGGGGACGCAUCUGACCAUGGAUCUUGCGGGCAGGAUUAAAUUUGGGCCGGAUGUGGAGUGGGUUGAUGGUCCGGGUGAUUUGGGGGUUAAUCAGGCUAGGCUGGGGGAGACGAUCAGGGAGGUCAAGAGGUAUUUGCCUGGUCUGGACGAGGGGCAGCUCGUGCCGGAUUACGCGGGGAUUAGGCCGAAGCUGGGGAGGGCGAGCGCCGUCGCGCAUGGGAAGGGGUUUGUGGAUUUUUAUAUUGAGAGGGAGAAGGGGUGGGAAGGGUGGGUGAAUUUGUUGGGGAUUGAGAGCCCGGGUUUGACGAGCUGUUUGGCUAUUGGGGAGAGGGUGGAGAAGUUGCUGUAUGGGAGGUGA